AUGAACGGUGGUAGCAAGCAAACGCUGAUAUACAGCUUCGUGGCCAAGGGCUCCGUGGUGCUGGCCGAGCACACGGCCUUCUCCGGCAACUUCAGCACCAUCGCCGUGCAGUGCCUCCAGAAGCUGCCCUCCAACAGCACCAGGUCCACCUACUCCUGCGAUGGCCACACCUUCAACUUCCUCGUUGACCGUGGUUUUGUGUUUCUUGUGGUGGCCGAAGAGGCGUUGGGAAGGAGCGUGCCGUUUGUGUUCCUAGAGAGGGUUAGGGAAGACUUCAUGCAGAGGUAUGGGUCCAGUAUCGAUGAGGAGGGACAACACCCGCUUGCUGAUGAUGCGGAUGAGGACGAUUUCCUGUUUGAGGACCGGUUUAGCAUCGCCUACAAUCUUGACCGGGAAUUCGGGCCAAGGUUGAAGGAUCACAUGCAGUAUUGUAUUAAUCAUCCAGAGGAAAUUAGCAAGCUCUCUAAGGUGAAAUCACAUCUUUCAGAGGUUAAAGGGAUCAUGAUGGACAACAUCGAGAAGAUAUUAGAUCGUGGCGAGAAGAUUGAACUUUUGGUGGGCAAGACCGAAACCUUACAGUCGCAGGCCGACAGCUUCCAUAGGCAUGGCAGAGAGCUCAGGCGCAAGAUGUGGCUUCAGAACCUGAGGUUUAAGCUGAUGGUCUGUGGUGGCAUCGCAUUUUUGAUCCUCAUCCUCUGGCUAAUGGUUUGCAGGGGCUUCAAGUGCUAG
Molecule: messenger RNA, 729 nt
Organism: Triticum turgidum subsp. durum (durum wheat)
Lineage: Eukaryota; Viridiplantae; Streptophyta; Magnoliopsida; Poales; Poaceae
Source: the annotation of a GenBank genome assembly